AGAAGAGUUCGUUUCUGCUUCCACACCACGACUUCCCGGAGCUGACACGUGCUGUCUUUCCUUCCCCCUAUUUCUCUAUUUCUCCUCGAGUCUCCCAAACCGCACUGUCGUGACGGUAAAACAUUACAGGUGCAAUUUCAACCAUUGAACACGAGAGGGCGUCUCAAUUGCGACUCGGAGACUCGGAAACCCGCAAUCCUCACUUCUUCACCCUCAACACGCGCCUCCCGCAUUUUUAAAGUUUUGGAUUUAAACACCGUAACAAAGAAGUAACCAUGGCGGGCGGCUCCGAGCCCUUCCCGCCUCUCAGCAUGGCGGCCAAUCGCCAAUUCCAAUCUACGACGCCAGACAGUAAUGCGCCUCGCCGCCGAAGAAAGUCGAGCAUCCUCGGCAGCGAAUUGCGACUCGGCGACACAGGCGCGCCUUCAAUAGCAACGGGCAUUGCCCAUCUCAGCGGAUCCAAGGAGCCAGUACUAAGCCCCGGUACACCCUCGAAGCGUUUUUCCAAGCGCCGGAAAGCCCGAUCCGCCCUCCGCCGCGCGAAGAACAUCGCCGUCAAGCACACUUGGGUACUGCCGCUAGCCAUCCUAUUCGCCUUCCUGUUGCUAUACGCCGUCAACCCGACCGAGUCCAACCCAAUCCACCAUUUCAUAUUCCUCUCGUACAGGCUGCCCGUGUCGAACCCCGACGAGCUCCCGCAGUAUGGCAAGGGCCUCUGGGACAUCGCCUUCGUCUCCUUCUACACCGUCGUGCUCUCUUUCACCCGCGAGUUCAUCAUGCAAGAGAUCCUGCGCCCCAUGGCCCGUUACGCUGGGCUCAAGUCACGCGGAAAGCAGGCCCGCUACAUGGAGCAGAUGUACACGGCCCUCUACUUUGGCAUCCUGGGGCCCACCGGCAUGUACGUCAUGAGCCGCACUCCCGUGUGGUACUUCAACACCCGCGGCAUGUACGAGAACUUCCCGCACCAGACCCACGACGCCGUCUUCAAGUUUUACUACCUUUUCCAGGCCGCCUACUGGGCUCAGCAGGCCAUCGUGCUGCUGUUGGGUAUGGAGAAGCCGCGCAAGGACUUCAAGGAGCUGGUCGGCCACCACAUCGUCAGCCUGGCCCUGAUCGGCCUAAGCUACCGCUUCCACUUCACCUACAUGGGGCUGGCUGUGUACAUCACCCACGACAUUUCCGACUUUUUCCUUGCCACCUCCAAAACGCUCAACUACCUGGACCACUGGCUGACGGGCCCCUACUACUUCACCUUCAUGUGCGUGUGGAUCUACCUGCGCCACUACCUCAACCUGCGCAUCCUCUUCAGUCUCUUCACCGAGUUCAAGACGGUCGGGCCCUACGGGCUCGACUGGGAGACUCAGCAGUACAAGGGCACCCUGUCUUUUGUCAUCACACUCGGCCUACUCAGCUCGCUGCAAGCCCUCAACCUGUUCUGGCUCUUCUUUAUCCUGCGGAUUGCCUACCGCUUUGCCGUCCACAAUGUUGCCAAGGAUGACCGCAGCGACGCCGAGGAGUCAGAGCUGGAGGAGGACGUGAAUGGCAAGGCUGCGGCCGUGGCGAAUGGGACGGCCAAGAGUUGCGCCGCCACCGCUGCUGUUGAUACUGCCGCUGCUACUAACGGCGCGGCGAAGAAGCGCAAGUAGAGUGGCAGGCUUCGGGCGUCGCCUUUUUUUGUACAAAUCUGUUUGGAUUAGAUGGGGGACAGUGUAUGGAGAAGGAUGACAGCAUAUCUCUCGCUUAUUUAC
Messenger RNA from Chaetomium fimeti, 1748 nucleotides. RefSeq names its product TLC domain-containing protein. NCBI's taxonomy places the organism in Eukaryota, Fungi, Ascomycota, Sordariomycetes, Sordariales, Chaetomiaceae. Gene Ontology annotation, molecular function: sphingosine N-acyltransferase activity. Gene Ontology annotation, biological process: ceramide biosynthetic process. Gene Ontology annotation, cellular component: membrane. The transcript has 3 exons. Bases 276 to 1646 code for a protein of 456 amino acids. The record is from RefSeq and is a predicted model, not a curated record.